This is a messenger RNA of Porites lobata, 7111 nucleotides long. The record is from the annotation of a GenBank genome assembly. Lineage: Eukaryota; Metazoa; Cnidaria; Anthozoa; Scleractinia; Poritidae.
CUAAAGUUACAGAAACAUUCUACAACUUAUUCUUAUAAAAAGAAAACAAGAAAAAGCAGAUUUCUGAAAAAGGAAAAAGCGGUAGCAUUUAUUUCCCGCGCCUUUCACGCCAACUGACGUCUGUCACGCAAUUUUUGCUUAUCGCUCAUGAAUAUCUCAACAGUUUUAGACGACUCAGCCAUUUAUUUGACUUCGUCGCCAAAGUAUCGUCCUUCUGCUAACGAAGCUUACACAUCUAUUAAUUCCAAAACGGUAUGAAGAGAUGGCCAAUCUCUUUGCCUUCGCUCUUGCCGAAAACAGACUGGUUUAUCAGCCGGGUGAAACAAUUUCGGGAAGCUUGCUUCUCAACACGGACAAAGAGCUAAAUUUGAGAAGUAUUCGGGUUGAACUACAAGGAACAGGACACGUACGCAUUCGUUCCGGUAAAGUCACCUACGAGAGGAGAGAGCCAUAUCUGGGUUUUCAGGUAGUCGUACUUGGAAGAGGUGAGAAUUUAACACGUAAACUUUUGUUUCUGACAGUGCGAUUCUUUCGAAGGGAAUGUUCAGAAAGGAAAAUAAUUUGGCACAGAGGAGAACUCGCCUUGUGUCCAACUCGUCACAUGAUAGAAAACUUAUUAGCAUACUCAAGCUUUCGAUCCAUCACGGAAUCUUUUUCGAGUAUAGAGUAUUCUAUCCUGGGAUUUGAAACCUCGUUUACUUUAAAUGUAAUGAUCAUCCAAGUGGCUCGUUCUUCGCAACAGUGUAAGAACACCUCGACCAUAUCCUUUUCGACUCAAACUUCAAAAACAUGAAAAGUCAUUUCAUUAUUUUAAAGACCUCGAUAAUUCGAGCAGCAAUAAGUAUGUAAAGCACUUUCCCAAGAUUCGUUUCACACACGAAAACGCCAGAAAAUAUUGCGUAAAAUAACAACAACCUUGCUAUUUAAUUAUAAAACUUUUGCAUUAAAAUUCAUAUUUAUAUAGGUCGAAUGUCAUUCCCUAAAUCCAAUCGCAUAAAACUUUCUUUCCAUAUAAAGUUGCAUCGGCCUACAAAUCGUGACCGAUCUAUUCCUUCGCAAUCCAGACCAGAGCAUACAAACAUUUCCCAUAUUUCGGGGCACACAAAAAAUUAAAAUCCUCACUGUCACUUUUGUCACUGUAUUAACAUACGGUCUCUCCACGGGGUGCUGCACUUCCCGUUUCUGCUCUGUAAUUGCCCCCGCAGGGAUUUUGCCCAGAAGGCGAAAUCCCGAGGAGGCACUCUAGUAGCCUCCUCUAACCUCUAACCUCCCUAUAAUUUCCCAUAAAUCUCUCCGUAUCAUAAAACAUAAGCGCACGCGGUACAAGUUGUUUUCCUUGCUCGGUUAAUUUUCAGAUUUAUUUCUGGUCGCCAAAGACAUCAUUAAGCCUUAUGAAGGAACAAAUCUCACGAUUGACAAAGUCUGCCGUCGUCCAAUAUCUCAGCGUAUUUCGUCUCAUUUUGGCUUAGCGGGUGAAACACUGAUCUCGGGCUUGAGACCGAAGGGUAUCAUAUUGUGAGCUUUGAUGUGGGUGGCGACGAGUCUGUGGCCUCAAAAGGUAGUUUUUAGGAGUCAAAUCUGUUUGGCGAGAGCAAAAUUGAUGCUGAUUUCUGAUCAGGUCGGAGACUUUUGUGUCCCUUUCAAAACGGCUCGUCUACAUCCGCGGGGAUCUUGAAUAUAUCCACUGUAUCAGCAAAGUUUACAUGUGAUGAUUUAUGAGGAGAAAGCGAGAGUAAUUUGAUGAUAUUUCGCUCGUAUUAAGUAUGGAAAUUGUGCCUGGUUAGCCGGCUAAUCCUUAUCCUUUUCAGGUCCUCAGAGCGGUAACGAUGUAAGACUUUUACCCGGCAAUUACGCUUUUCCAUUCCAAUUUCCCCUGCCUCCACACAGUUUGCCAACAUCGUUUGAGGGUCCGUACGGUAGCGUCAGAUACUGGCUUCAGGCAGUAGUGGAUCGACCCUGGAGAACAAAUCUCCAGAUUACCAGCCCACUGUGUAUUGUGGAGCGUGUGCAGAUUAGAGACCCUGCGUUAAUGGUAAGUCUAAGAAAUCACAAUUUUGAAAAGUGUGAUAAGCUGCGUUAAUUUGUGACCGUCAGUUCGGAAUUUUAUAUCCCGAAUAGAGUAACGCGGAGCUAAACAUAACCACACAAAACUUGAUUGGAUCAACUGAACAAACACUGAAAACUAAUAAAAAAUAUAACAACGAAUUAAGAGAAGGAAUUUAGAGGUGUAGGAUUCUGGGUAGACUGCUUGACGUUACGUUACAAUGAGGGAUUGGGUCGAGACGAGAAAAGACGUGCUUAAUUGGUUAAUUAAAUUCCCUUGACAGCUUCGUUUUCCCCAGACAGAACAAGAGAGUUAGCAGUCUCUUAUUUUUUCUUCUCGGCCUCACACCCUCGUUUAUCGCGCCUUGCCGCUCGCGUGCUGGGGUUUUUCACGUGCAGUAACUUUGCAAAGAAAAAAAAUAAGAGACUACUCGCAGUCUAGAUUUUGGGUGAAGGGACAAAAACGGGCACAAAUUGGGCUUUUCCGAACAUCACCAUGAAUACUCUCUAGUGGUGGAUCUGGGGCAGAGUCCGGUGAUUUCGUGAGCCACCCCCACCCCCACCCUAUGUUCCAAAUGCAUCCGUAUACCCAAAGGAUUUUUAGGGAUUUACUGUGUGCUUUAGACCGGGCCAAAUACUCCGGAACCAAAGUGUAUCAAACGGUUUUCUAUGUCCUCGAACUUUCGACGGACCUAUAAAGGUAGCUAGUAGUUUCGGAUGAGACGAAAAAUUCACCUGAAACUUUCUAGACGACCAAAGUUCGCCUAAGACAUAGUUGUUUGGCAGCUUCAAAUUAACUAACGUCUUUCAUUUUUUUAAAAAAAUUACCAAGUGCAGUUUCACCGAUAUCUACUGAGCCAUCUAUUGUCCGAUCUUAUCCUCAUGACAGUAGAUACCUUCAUAAGGUGCUAUGAUCAUGAUAAGUAAUGCAAAAGAGUAUAUUGCGGGAUAUCCUGGAUGCUAGCCUCCCACAUAGGCUCGAUUACCAGCCGCUGUUCGGGAAAAUGAGCCCGCACUCAUCCCCCGAAAGUCUCUUUUCGGGGAGGAUCAAAGACCGGACCCGGGAGACGGCGGAAAUCGAGCCUACCUCCCACACAGACGCCCGACGUUCUUAUUGGGUCGUCACGCAUUCCUCUCCCACGAACGUUUGUUGGGGAGAAUUACAUGACAAGACAAAAGAGCUUCUGCAUGUGAGGCUACCUGGGUGCUAGGGUCGGGAGCGUGGACGAAUUUUUUCAUCCAAAGUAUUUCGAGAACGGACGUUGACUCAAGGUUAAUAGUCUGAAGUCAGGACAAUCGUGGGAGAGUGAUUACUGAAUAAACUGUGAGUCGAUUUUUUGUCUCAUGGCGUAUCAAUGUAAAAGAGAGCCGGAUCUUAUGUACUCAUUAAGAAACCUAACUAGUGACAGAUGUUUCAUCUAUUUUUCGUUCCAGGAACCAUGUGUAAAAAAUGACGACCGAAUGCUUGGCUGGGUUUGCUGUCCCUCUGGCCAGCUGUAUGCAACAGCCCGUAUUGACCGUAGUGCUUAUUGUCCGGGCCAAGAGGUCAGGAUAACUGGUCAUGUCAGUAACCAGAGCGGCAAACAGGUUAUUGGUACUGAAGUGCAGCUUUUACAAAAAGCUUUGUAUAAGGCGCCUCAUGGUAAGUUCGUAAGGGAGGAUAUGAAGAAGCAACAGUCAGAAAAAGACAUUGUCGGAUUGUACAGUGUUUAUUUUAUGUAUAUUCUGGUAAUUUGAUAUUGAUGGGUAGAGCCAGAGGCACUGAUCUCUACUGCGUAGCAAAGCAAAAUCUCUCAACUGGUACAAUAUUAAUUUGAUGCCAUAACUAACAAGUUGUUAUAGCUUCCAAUAAACCGCCACUCAUACUUGAAGAUCUGAAUCUGCCACUCAGGCCAAAAUCUUGUAUGAGCUGAAUACAUGCUUUAUCUCGACUAACUGCAUUAACUUUGUUUGUUUUAGAUACCACGCGCACAGUUACAGAGAAGAUUUACGUUUUAACAAACGAACAGGGAUUUGCCCCCGGGGAGGACGGCGAUGUUCACUUUGAUGCUUUUUCCAUUCCUUCCGUUCAGCCAACAACGGAGGGGUUUGGCUGCAUUGACAUAUCUUACAGAAUAAAGGUACGUGAAACCACAGGAAUUACAUAAAAGAAAAAUUCAGCUGACUUUUUCAGAAGGUUUAGGAAGACUGAGCAGUAGCUUAGUUUUGCUCAGAAUUCAGGUAUCGUUUGGGCUACAACAACAAGCAAUGAUUGGUUAAUGGUUGGUUUUGGGUACCCUGGAAUUAUGGGGUUAUUUUCUGAACAACAUGUAGUGUCGCAUCGGUGCAAGGUCAUUCCUCUGAAAUGAACCUGCAGUGAGAAUUUUGUCAAACUUUACCGAUUGGUUGCCUACGUUAUGGGAACUAAAAUUUGGAAAUAAUAUUGGUGAGUUUCUAUACUCCUUUAGAAGCAGCGGCUACUUGUAUAUACGCCCGGGGUAUACGCAAUAAUUCCUUAAAAUAACAGUAUGAUUAUAUCUGAUUUUUUUUUCUGCAUGCACUGAGAUUAGUGUAUAUUUAUUUUAGAGAAAGAAAGUUGCUCAUCUUAAAAGAAAAGAAAUGAGUUAUAGGUCACCAUACUCGUUUUAAGAGAGAAAAUGAGCAGAGUAGUUGAAUAAAAUUAAGUGUUGUUUGAUUACAUUUGGAUAUCCUUGACCAAUCAGGUCCUAACACGGGUACUCAAACGAUCCUAAGAGUCGUUCCUUUAAAAGCCUGCACCCUGCAUUCUCCUCCAAGUUUCUGGCUUGGUGAAUAGAAGAAUCUGUGAAUGUUGAAGGGACAGAAAACGGAAAUGACUUUGGUCACUUGUAGUCUUGGACCCUGUCCACACGCAUCACUAUUCGUUUGAAAACGCAACUUUGUUUCUCCGUUUUCAAAAAAUCCGCGUCCACUCGUAGCGUUUUCGCAUCGUUUUCGCCCGUCCACACGUAUACGAUGAAUCGAUUUGAAAACGAUAACUUACCCGACUGCGCAUGCUUGACGCAUACGUGUUAAAAGACAAGAAAGGGAAGCGCCCGUCCGCCAUCUUGAAUAAGUUUCUAAUAUUGCGCGGAGUGGAAUGAAACUGAUAGUGUGACCUCAGCGUUUUCGAAAAGUUCCGUUUUCGUUUGUCCAGACGCACACGCAAAAACAUCGUUUUCAAACAGUUCCACUCUGGAGAGCGUUUUCGAAAAGUUCCGUUUUCAUUGAUCAUUUUCAUCGGAUACGUACGGACGGAAGCCGUAUCCGUAAAGAAAAAGUAGCGUUUUCAAAUGAAAACGGAUACAUGUGGACGGGGCGUUAGUUAUUGCUUUAAUUAAAGGAUAAUCACAAGCCCCAGAAACAUUUCAAAGGAAAAAGGAAAGAGCUAUUACUGUAAAUAAGCGUUAUAUAGACAUCAAAGUGUCAGUGUGGAGCUUUUAAUUCAUAUUUAUAUCAACUCUGUUCUCAGUUUAAAGUGCGUGUAGCAAGAGCUUUCAACACAGAAAUAGAAUUCCCAGUAAUAAUAACCACAGUGCCUCCUAGUGCCCAACCCUCCAUUGAACAAGUUCUUAGUCAUCAGAUCUACAGCGCUCUCGCUAAUUACCUGGCGUCACGUGUAUCCGCCGAGUUGGCCAGUGAUGAAGCUGCAGACGAGGAGACCGAGACAGGAAUGGGCCGAGUUGCGCUGGAUGGAUCAGCAGCGUCAAAUUUUCCUGGUAGGUUUGCAUACAAAAAAGAAACAAUGAACACUUUCAUUCAUAAUUUGCCAUUAUCGUCUUUAAGAUGGAAAGCUCUUUAUUUUCAGUUGUCUAGAAUAAACAAAGUCGAUCGCAAUUUCCUGUAUUGGCAAAUCAGUUUAUCACUUGUUUGCCCCUUGAGAAAUCACGUGACAUUGCCUCUAUCCCAUCUGUCAUUAAGCGCGUGCAAAGACGGUGGUUAUCGUGAAUAAGGUCUAUUGUAAGGCUUGGUGACUAUAUAGUUUUCUCUGAACAGGACCUGUUCACAGAUUAUUUUGAACGUUGUUUUCAAUUUUUUCUCGUUUUUACACAGGUUCUCGACCAGCUCCUGCCGUUCCCUUACACAGCAGCACUAGGAAUGCUCCAGCAAACGGCAAGCCUUACCAAUAUUCAAAGAUAGAAGUGUGACAUAUCUAUCUUUGUACGAUCUCACUUUGCCUCCCAUGAGAAUGGAAGUAGACACUUCCAUGCAAAGGGGGAGGGAGAACAUAUGGAAAUGUACAUUGUAAAAUGCAAUAACACAGGGGCACCCAACGACGGUUUCCCCCUAAAUGCAUUGAAAACACUUUCUAGGCUAUCCAGAGUACUUUCAGAUCUCUAAAAAUGUAUUCUAAGUUGCGCUAAAAAGUUUUUAUCUGUUCGGUCAUCCUUGGGCAUUUUGAGUCUUUUCGAAAUUAAAAGGACUUCAGUAUUAUUUUCCCGAAAAUUGUAGCUGCUAUUUAAAGUUUUACGAAAGUGCGAAUUUUUCUGAUUCCUCUCUACAUCGCAUUUUCGAUUCCGAAAAUUCCAGGUUCUUUUCUCUACGGAAAGUAGCUUAACCUGGGGAGUGAAAUGGGAAAUAUUAAACUUCAGAAAAUCGUAUAGGGAAUUUGUUCGAUAUAAGCUUCGAAAAUUGUACAUGAAGGGAACGUUCAUGUGGAAGUUUUUAGUCUUCUUAAAGCCAUAGAAAAUUCUAGGCAAUUUUUGCUCCUCCGAACAGAUAUAUUUUACAGAAAACAGUUGUCGGGUGCCCCUGUUCAGACCACCAAGAACAGGAUCCUCAGUCCCCCUAAAUUCAAAAUUGCUGCAGAACUAAAAAGAAUUAAGGAAAUAAGCUCCAUGCCGAAGCUAUAUUUUCAAAUGUGUAGAGCGAACUGUAGUGUGUCGAGUUAAAUACUUUCAAGGGUGUUCAUCCCUCACCAGGUUUAAGAGGUAAGCAGGGGUACAACAAAACUUUCGAAGCAGCCCAUUCAUAUUUAAAGCCUGGUCCUUACUGAGAUUAGUGUGGUUCUGGAUCGGGCCACGGUAAAACCACGGGAGUGGACGUUUUUGAAAAUAAAUAUCAUAUUGAC